UAUGGAGAGUGCCAUCACACUGUGGCAGUUCCUUUUGCAGUUGCUGCUAGACCAGAAACAUGAGCACCUGAUUUGCUGGACGUCUAAUGAUGGCGAAUUCAAGCUACUCAAGGCAGAAGAAGUGGCUAAGCUGUGGGGACUCAGAAAAAACAAAACUAAUAUGAAUUAUGACAAGCUGAGCCGAGCGCUCAGAUACUAUUAUGACAAGAACAUCAUCAAGAAAGUGAUCGGACAAAAAUUUGUGUACAAGUUUGUCUCCUUUCCUGAGAUUUUAAAAAUGGAUCCACAUGCUGUAGAAAUCAGCAGAGAGAGCCUUUUGCUGCAGGACAGCGACUGUAAGAUGCCUUCCGAGAGCAGGGAUCAGCACAAGCACAGCUUGUCAGCACUGAAAAGCACAAGCCGUAACGAAUAUAUCCACUCUGGCCUGUACUCCUCCUUCACCAUCAACUCUCUGCAGAACCAGCCAGACCCUUACAAGCCAAUCAAAACAGAAAAACUGGAGGAGAAGUCAGAAGGAAGCACGCCACUGGAAGAAGUUCGAACUGUUAUAAGAUUUGUGACAAACAAAACAGACAAACAAGUUAUGAGGCCCAUGGUGUCGUUGCCUUCCACUUCCGAAACAGCAGCUGCCUCUGCUUUUCUCAGCUCGUCAGUAUCAGCUAAAAUAUCUUCCUUAAUGCUGCCCAACAGUGCCAGCAUUUCAUCUCCAUCGUCAUCUUCCUCCAGGUCACCAUCUCUGUCUCCGACCUCACCCCUCCCUGCAGAACACAGGAGCCUCUUCUUUGAGUCCAGUUGCCACGACUCAGAUUCCCUUGAGCCUCUGAACCUCUCCUCGGGCUCCAAGGCGAAAUCUCCAUCUCUUCCCCCAAAGGCUAAAAAACCCAAAGGCUUGGAAAUCUCUGCCCCACCUAUGGUUCUCUCCAGCACCGACAUCGGUUCCAUCGCCCUCAACAGCCCCGCGCUUCCUUCGGGAUCCCUGACUCCAGCUUUCUUCACUGCACAGACCCCAAAUGGAUUAUUGCUGACCCCAAGCCCGCUGCUGUCUAGCAUUCAUUUCUGGAGCAGCCUCAGUCCUGUUGCUCCUCUGAGUCCUGCCAGGCUGCAGGGACCAAACACUCUGUUCCAGUUUCCAACUCUGCUCAAUGGCCACAUACCGGUGCCACUCCCCAGUCUGGAUGGGGCGUCUUCUCCAGUACUGCUUUCUCCAAAUGCUCAGAAAUCCUGAUGAUGCCUCAUCACGCCAAGGACUUACUGGUGGAUUUAACACUUCAUUCCUACGGGCUAGUUUUUCCUGUGUCAUGAGAAGGACAUUGUGAAACCCUCUAUUACUUUGGUUUGCACUUUUCAUUACAUGGAUAAUCUACUUUUAUUAUGUUAGCAUUUUUAAACAGUGUUUAUAUAUGAAAGUAUAUAUAAAUCUGUUUUGCAUUAAAUGAAUUAUAAUUUUUUUAUAUCAUAGCUCUCGAGUGUUGAACACUUCUGUUGUUGAUGAAGUACUUUUCUUAAUGGAUUGCAACAAUGUAUCUAAUAAGGAUGUGAAGCUUCUUUUUAAUCCCUUUUUCUGCAUAUUAUGCAUUGUGCUUGUGUAAACUAUAACCGGCUGUGCCUUCUUUUGCAUAAUGUCAUGUAAAUGAUUUAUAUAUUUUCUAGUAUCAAGAUAAAAAGUUGAAAGAAAGAAAACUAGUAUUGAACAGCCCUAUGGUAGUCUUUCAGUAUUUUCUCCACGGCUAGGCCAUAUGAUGCAGUGUAUUCAUGUAACUUUGUAUUAAGUGCUUUCAAAUUGUAUAAAAAUAGCCUUAUAAUUUUUCUUCGCUGAAGUGAAAAAACCGUAAUCGACGUUACAGUCAGGAGAUGCGUUUAGGAGUAACAAAGCCACAUUUAUGCCCAGGUUCUUCUGUCGAGUUGCGACAAGGAGGAACUGUGCAUAUUCAUGAGACAUUGCUAGCGUUUGUGAAUACGUCCCUAGAAAAGGAGACGUUGCUCAGAAUUUAUUUGGCGUAUAUUUCUCACGAACUGUCAGCAUUACAGCUGGAAAGACUGCAGGUAAUCUCUGU
Molecule: messenger RNA, 2054 nt
Organism: Apaloderma vittatum (bar-tailed trogon)
Lineage: Eukaryota; Metazoa; Chordata; Aves; Trogoniformes; Trogonidae
Gene: ELK3
Product: ELK3, ETS-domain protein (SRF accessory protein 2)
Exons: 4
Coding region: 2-1225 (407 amino acids)
Biological process (GO): regulation of transcription by RNA polymerase II; cell differentiation
Cellular component (GO): nucleus
Molecular function (GO): DNA-binding transcription factor activity, RNA polymerase II-specific; sequence-specific DNA binding
Source: RefSeq, a predicted model, not a curated record